CGCCUUGCCGCGGUGGUGGACGUGCGCGAACUCCGGCGCGUGGAACGCCGCGUCCUGGACCUCCGGCGAGACGUCCUGGCCGCAGCGGAUCGGUUUCAACGGCGGCGCGGCGGCGACGGAGCUGUACGUCGCGAGGAGCACGGCCACGAGCACCUCGAUCACGACGUCGGUCGGCGGCACGAGCUUCGGGUCGUCGACCAGGCUCUUGAAGUGCACGCAGGAGAAGGCCGCGUGGGCCAGCAGGACGAUCGACGCCCAGUGGGCGAGGUCGGUGAGCAUUUUUGCGCGCAGCGGCGGCGAGCGAGGGGCUGGAGAGUCCUUUACGCGUCGCAGCGAUGCUGGGAGCAGCAGAGCUGCUUGUGGGAAAUACGCGCGCAGGGGCGCGGCGUCGUGAGCGAGGUGCUGCGAGUUCGAGCUCUUUACUUCGCAGCGAUGCCGGGAGCAGCGCAGCUUUGUCAGGGCGAUACGUGAGCACAGCGCGCUUCUCAGGGUGUCACCGGAGGCCGAAAAUCACCAAUAAUUUGGCCAGGGCCCAAAAGCGCCGCGUCG
Molecule: messenger RNA, 549 nt
Organism: Pelagomonas calceolata
Lineage: Eukaryota; Pelagophyceae; Pelagomonadales; Pelagomonadaceae
Source: the annotation of a GenBank genome assembly